Gossypium raimondii (Peruvian cotton) is the source of this 2424-nucleotide messenger RNA. Its product is annotated as zeaxanthin epoxidase, chloroplastic. The coding region runs from base 234 to 2237 and encodes 667 amino acids. Lineage: Eukaryota; Viridiplantae; Streptophyta; Magnoliopsida; Malvales; Malvaceae. Gene Ontology annotation, molecular function: protein binding; FAD binding; zeaxanthin epoxidase activity. Gene Ontology annotation, biological process: abscisic acid biosynthetic process. Gene Ontology annotation, cellular component: membrane; chloroplast. The record is from RefSeq and is a predicted model, not a curated record. The transcript is spliced from 15 exons.
AUAUUUCUUCCCCCGAUGGUGGGUAUGUGGUGGGAUCUCCAUGAUCGGUGCUGCUUCACCACAAUUUCUGUGCUUAACAUUGGUGACUAAUUUGAUUAUAAUCUGUCAGUUCCCUCUGUAUCUCUCCAUGUCCAGUAUCUAUCUGUUCCAUUUACCUUGAACAUAAGCAAAGCCAAAUUUCUUGGUUUUUUGGCCUUAAAAGUUGAAAAGUCUUUUCUUUUUUUGGUAGAAGAAUGGCAGCAAGUUUGUUUCAAAGGCCUUCAGCAAUUCUUUUCACAGGAACUCAGUUUCCAGUUUCCAUUUCUAAGGAUAUUCCAAUAGAAUCCUCGCCUUGUAUACAUUUCAAUUACCAUUUUAGAAGCAAAGCAAACAACCAAAAGAAGGGGCUUUUACAAGUCAAAGCUACAGUGGGAGCUGGAACCCAGAGUGUUUCCAAAUCAAGUGAGACGAAAGAUUUGGAUGGAAACCAGUUGGAGAAGAAGACGAAGCUGAAGAUAUUGAUUGCUGGGGGUGGUAUUGGAGGGUUGGUUUUUGCAUUGGCUGCAAAAAAGAAAGGUUUUGAUGUAGUGGUGUUUGAGAAGGAUUUGAGUGCUAUAAGAGGUGAGGGGCAAUAUAGGGGUCCAAUUCAGAUACAAAGCAAUGCAUUGGCUGCUUUAGAGGCUAUCGAUAUGGAAGUUGCUGAGGAAGUCAUGGAAGCAGGGUGCGUCACAGGUGAUAGAAUCAAUGGAUUAGUUGACGGGGUUUCCGGUACUUGGUAUGUCAAGUUUGAUACGUUCACACCUGCGGCAGAAAGGGGGCUUCCAGUAACAAGAGUUAUUAGUAGGAUGACUUUGCAACAAAUCCUGGCUCGUGCAGUUGGGGAAGACGUAAUUUUUAAUGAGAGCAAUGUUGUUGAUUUUGAGGAUGAUGGAGAUAAGGUCACUGUGGUACUGGAAAAUGGAAACCGCUAUGAUGGUGAUCUUCUAGUUGGAGCUGAUGGAAUAUGGUCCAAGGUGAGGAAGAACUUGUUCGGACCAAAGGAAGCUGUAUAUUCUGGCUACACUUGCUAUACCGGUAUUGCAGAUUUUGUGCCUGCUGAUAUUGAGUCUGUCGGGUACCGUGUAUUUUUGGGACACAAGCAGUACUUUGUUUCCUCAGAUGUUGGUGCUGGAAAGAUGCAGUGGUAUGCAUUUCACAAGGAACCAGCUGGUGGUGUGGAUAGCCAUGGUAAAAAGGAGAGGCUACUUAACAUAUUCGGGGAUUGGUGUGACAAUGUGACAGAUUUGUUACAUGCUACUGAUGAAGAUGCAAUUCUUCGACGAGACAUAUAUGACCGAACACCCUCACUAACUUGGGGAAGAGGGCGUGUAACCUUGCUUGGGGAUUCUAUCCAUGCAAUGCAGCCAAAUAUGGGUCAAGGGGGAUGCAUGGCCAUCGAGGACAGUUACCAAUUAGCAUUGGAACUUGAUAAUGCAUGGAAACAAGGUGUUGAGUCAGGGACUCCUAUUGAUGUUGUUUCCUCUUUAAGGAGCUAUGAGAGAGCUAGAAGACUGCGAGUUGCCAUCAUCCAUGGAAUGGCAAGAAUGGCUGCAAUCAUGGCUUCAACUUACAAGGCUUAUUUAGGUGUAGGGCUAGGUCCCUUGUCGUUUUUGACAAAAUUUCGGAUACCACAUCCAGGAAGAGUUGGUGGAAGAUUUUUUAUCAACUUAGCAAUGCCCAUAAUGCUCAACUGGGUCUUAGGUGGUAACAGCUCAAAUCUUGAAGGGAGGUCCUUAAGUUGCAGACUCUCAGACAAGGCAAGUGACCAAUUGCAGACAUGGUUUGAAGACAAUGAUGCACUCGAGCAGACUAUUAAUGGAGAGUGGUUCUUAUUGUCAGUUGGGAACGAAGCAGCUACCUCACAACCUAUUUGUUUAAGUAGGGAUGAGAACAAAUCGUUUGUGAUCGGAAGUGAAAAGAAUGAGAAUUUUCCAGGAAGAUCAGUGGUGAUACGUUCACCUCAGGUAUCAAAAACACAUGCUCAAAUCAUCUAUAAAGAAGGUGCAUUCUUCCUAAUUGACAUGCAGAGUGAACAUGGGACCUAUAUCGAGCAUGAAGGGAGAAGAUCUUGGAUACCUUCAAAUGUUGCUACUCGACUUCGACCCUCGGAUGUUAUUGAGUUUGGUUCCGAUAAGAAGGCAGCAUUGAGGGUAAAGGUGAUGAGAUCGCCUCCAAAGAUUGCCUAUAACGAAGAUGGACAACUUCUUCAGGCUGUGUGAAGAUUUUAUGCAGCUCUUGUUCUCUAAUUUAUUGCAAUUGUAUAGCAUUUUGAGGAUUGAUAAUGUGGCAGACUCUAGAUGUAGGUGAAAAAAAAUCAUGUACUUAAUAUAUCUAUAAAAAAUUUACAUACAAAACAGUUGGUGGAAAUGGUAAAGUUAAAAACAUUCUAAUGUCUUGAGGCACCAA